UGCCCGACUCAGCACGUGGGAAUCCGCCGGUUAUCAACGAACACUUCUUCCACUAAGUUUUAUCCUCUUUCUCGUGUCUCUUCCAAGAACCAUGGCUACCGAAAGGGCGAAGAAAAACGAAUCGGAUUUGGCCGAGAUGUCACUCUCCGACUUCCUCAAGGGUGACGUCUCUCUGCCGGCGAUUCGAGAGGACUUCCACUUCCUCGCCAGGCCGGCCGCGCCCUUCGCUUAUCGGGAGAGAAGAGAACAAACCCGAGGGCGCGGCGGCUACAACAACAGCAGGGGGGGCGGGGGGCGUGGGAACCGACCAGCAGCGCCUACGAGACCCUGGAAGGAGGGCGUGCGGGCGGGCGUCAUGGUAGCACAUGAUCCCCCGCCCGUAAAACCGCUUCGGCAGAGGAAUACCUUGGUCUCUCAGAGCGAGUCGAUUCUCACCAUGGGACUGCACGAGGCUAAGAAGGUGAAGGAGAACGUCGGCAAAGCGGAGGGCGACGGCGACCUGGAGGCGGUGCUGACGAACGGCCAACAGCAGGAGGAAGUCAGCUUCGUCUACCGCCAGAAGAUGUCCCUUCCGGCCGGUCAGCAAUGUCAUUUCUUCCCCGUGGCUGAUCUUUUUGAAGUCCGACGCGAUACUGUACUCAAGCUGUUAGUGGGUCUACUGAAUGCCGGAGAGCGAGGGGUCGUGUAUAUGGGCGUGGCAGAGGAUGGCACUGUGCAUGGGAUCACUGCCGAUGCCCAGAUGGUGGCACAGUUCGUUCAUGGGAUCAUGAAUACUGUCAAGUUCUAUCUGAUGCCACGUCUUCAUGUUCCGCAGUACGGAGUCCGCUACACCAACGUGACGGCGAGCAGCGGCCAUAUCCUGAGUAACGUGUGGGUGGUGGAGCUCCAUGCUGUUCCGCAGAUGGUAAGGAGGGGGGGGGAUGUGUUGGGUUUAGCGGCGCGAAAUUAUCUUUUAUUUUUGGCGUGGAAAUUGGCGUUUGCUUUGUGCGGAUGGUUGAGUUUCGCGGUAGAGGUAGUGACUAAUGUUGAAGAUAAGGUAAACGUUUUGUUGUGUGUUUUGUAUGUGAACGGGUAUCAGUGGCUUUUGUUUUUGCUUAUGUAUAUGUACUGUAUUGUUCAAGUUAUUCAUGAAAAAUGGGAGUAAGUGUUUAAACUUACCUCGGGCAUUGUACCUUUGUUCAUCCAACACGUACAGUCAUUUAAUUAAUUUUCCUCUUCCUCCCUUUUUGCAAGUUUAAAAAACCUUCAUUAUGAUAAUGGCAAUGAUAAUUACGAUAACAAUAAUAAAGACAACAACAGAGA
Messenger RNA from Penaeus indicus, 1302 nucleotides. RefSeq lists its product as uncharacterized. The coding region runs from base 92 to 1144 and encodes 350 amino acids. The record is from RefSeq and is a predicted model, not a curated record. Lineage: Eukaryota; Metazoa; Arthropoda; Malacostraca; Decapoda; Penaeidae. The transcript is spliced from 5 exons.